ACAUGAGUGCCAGGGGAAAGGCGAGAGGAAAUAUAGUAAAGAUCAAACUGAAUCGGUGGUAUAUAGUAUUUCUACAUUAAGUGUUACAGCGGGAGAUGAGAGCACUACAGAUUCUGGAAGUUCUUUCCUAAGCUUGCAAGAGGCUCAGAGUGACAUUACAGAAAGUACUGUUAGGAGUCGCAGUCAAGAACGUAAGCCUGACGUGAACCAAUUAGAAUCAGUAUUCAAUUUACAUCGUAGAUCCAAUGGUAAUGAAUUUCUUUGUGAAUAUUGCCUUCAAGAUUACGUUAAAACCAAAGCCACACACUUUUGUGAACUUUGUGGUAACAAUGGGAAGAAACUGUGCUGCAAAUGCCUAAGAUUUCAUGCUAAGUUUACAAAUCACCGAGAAGUGACUUCACUUCUUACAAGAACGAAAAGUUCUGACUCUACCAAAGAUCAGAAAAAAGUCAUGGUAAAACAAAAAUCAAGGUCAAACCCGUGUCAGCUAAAGAUUUUAAUAGAUGAAGAUAGUAAAUCAUGUACUGCCAUCGAUUUCGCUCAAAUGAGAAAUGGCAAUUUGAUGAUUGCAGACCAUGCCAACAAAUGUAUGAAAAUAUUCUACUUCGACACUUUACUAUUAAAAGAAGUAUUUUAUUUAGAGGACCAUCCGAUGUGUAUAACGUGUUUUCCUGACGACAUCGUAGCUGUUGCAUAUCAAGAUGCUCUGUGUUUGGAGAUAUUUGAGAGGGGGCAUGAAACAUUGAGCACCUACGAAGAGCUGGGAGAUUGCAACGGACUGAAGUGCCUGGAUGAAUAUUUGUAUUUUUUAGGCUCAUGCACAGUAUGCAUAUACUAUUUACAAGACCGGGAAAAUUUACAGCUUGUAAAAAGUAUAGAUAUAAAACCAAUUGGCAUUUAUAAACCAGAACAAAUUGACAUAGACGAAUUUGGUGACACGUUAUACAUCUCCGAUGCAGCUUUCGGAGUAUAUAUCUUAAAUAAAAGUGGAAGAGUUCUUAAAAGUAUACCCGCAAACGAGGCAAGAGGUAUCAGUUCUGAUGGUUUGAAUAAAGUGUUUGUUUGUUGUUUUGACACUGACGAGGUGUUAGAAAUCAAUCAGGAAACUGCCAAAACAAAUUCUUUUCUGUCGGUGAAACAUGGAGUGAACGCACCCUGCGCGCUAUUCUUCGACCGUAUAAGAAGGCGGCUUUACGUUGGCAUGCACAAUAACAACUGUAUUUUAUACGCUGACAUUUUAUAUUCAUAAAGUUAUAACGGAAUUUGCGGUGUGUAACUAUAGUAGUAGAACUUACACUUGUGUUUCAAUGUUUUAUCCUGCAUGUGACAAAAAUGCUCAAUGUUUUGAAAUAUUUGGAAAACAUAUAUGGCGAUAUCAAUGGACUCAAGAGCUCGGAUGAAUAUAUGUAAUUCUAAGACCCAUGGAAGGUACCGCUAUGUUUAUACGUUUGACAAGACCCGUUAACUUACACGAUGGAAGAACGAUAGUUUCCGAUAAACAAGAUAAGCUUAGACGAAUUAUCUUAACUAAAAGUGGAGGAGUGCCGGACAGUCUUUUAAACGCGUCAAGUAUCCGUUUUGAUAGUUUAAAGAAAGUGCUAGUUUGUUGAUUUUAUUCUUUAGAAUAAGAAUAAAUAAUAAAGAAUAAAUCUA
Molecule: messenger RNA, 1653 nt
Organism: Ruditapes philippinarum (Manila clam)
Lineage: Eukaryota; Metazoa; Mollusca; Bivalvia; Venerida; Veneridae
Exons: 2
Coding region: 452-1249 (265 amino acids)
Source: RefSeq, a predicted model, not a curated record